CCUACUUUACGGUGAUGGCUCGACACCUGCGCCCAUUUUCCUUUUCUCCGCCUCGAACGCACCAAUAUGAUCCGCGGCUUUUACGCCCAAGGCCUCGGCGACCGACCGAAGGACCACCAUGCGAACAAGUCGUCGCGCGCCGCCAAGGGUCCGAUGCCCGACUUUAGUCUCGCGCGGAAUCGAUCCUCAGUCACUGACUCGGUCAGCUCGUCCGUUGGCACGGCGGGGUCGAACGACGAGAACAACAAGGCGCUCGAGUACUCGCCAUCGUACCGCUUUGACUUGACGGACAUGCUGACAAGCGUCGCCAAGGGCGUCGGAACGGACGAUAUGAUCCGACUGCCAUCCCGCAUGGGCAUCCUCGUCUGAGGAUUCGGCUGUCGUCCACCUUGUUGUCGUCCUUUGUUGUCUGUAGUGUGUUUGUGAUAAAUUACGAAUUCAAUUGCCUCGACGUUUAUUAUUGCG
Saprolegnia diclina VS20 is the source of this 465-nucleotide messenger RNA. RefSeq lists its product as hypothetical. The transcript has a single exon. Bases 67 to 369 code for a protein of 100 amino acids. Lineage: Eukaryota; Oomycota; Saprolegniomycetes; Saprolegniales; Saprolegniaceae. The record is from RefSeq and is a predicted model, not a curated record.